AGAAGAAGAUUGAUGCGUGUCGAAAGGAAUGCCGGGAAAACGUUUGUAUGUGUGAAUGAGAGUCCAGUAUUAGCAUUGUUUAACUGCUACACGAGCUUACAUACUGUUAACAGUAAAAUAAAAUAUAUUCAGAAAUGGCGGGAAGCGCAGGGGAAUGGUGUCUUAUGGAAAGUGACCCGGGCGUUUUUACAGAGCUGAUUAAAGGCUUUGGAUGCAAAGGUGCACAGGUGGAAGAAAUAUGGAGCAUGGAGCCAGAGAACUUUGAAAAUCUCAAGCCUGUUCAUGGUCUGAUUUUCCUCUUCAAGUGGCAACCCGGUGAAGAGCCAGCAGGGUCCAUAGUUGAAGACUCAAGGCUAGAGCAGAUCUUUUUUGCCAAGCAGGUCAUCAACAAUGCCUGUGCAACCCAAGCGAUCAUCAGCGUGUUGUUAAAUUGCACACAUCCUGAUAUCCAUCUUGGGGAAACAUUGACAGAAUUUAAGGAGUUUUCAAACAGUUUUGAUGCAGCAAUGAAAGGUCUCGCACUCAGUAACUCAGAAGUUAUUCGACAAGUCCACAACGGCUUUGCCAGACAGCAAAUGUUUGAGUUUGAUUCCAAAUCUUCUGCUAAAGAAGAAGACGCGUUUCACUUUGUCAGCUACGUUCCUGUUAAUGGUAGACUGUAUGAGCUGGAUGGACUUCGUGAAGGACCAAUAGACCUGGGUGUGUGUAACCAGGAUGAUUGGAUUGGUGCUGUGCGACCCGUUAUUGAGAAAAGAAUACAGAAAUACAGUGAAGGAGAGAUUCGUUUCAACCUGAUGGCAAUCGUAUCAGACCGAAAGAUGAUUUACGAAAGAAAGAUUGUUGAACUACAGACCCAGCUAACAGAGGAAGAGCCAAUGGACACAGAUCAGAGUGGAAAUCAUCUUCGCUCUAUCCAAUUAGAGAUUGAGAAGUAUCAGCUUCUGAUUGAAGUAGAGAAUCAUAAACUUAAAAGAUACAAAGUCGAAAACAUUAGAAGAAAACACAACUAUCUACCCUUUAUUAUGGAGUUACUGAAGACAUUGGCUGAAUAUCAGCAGCUGAUACCAUUGGUUGAAAAGGCGAAGGAAAAGCAAAGUGCCAAAAAAGUGCAAGGAGCAAAGUAACGCCACACUGUUCAACCUUAUAAAAGUAUAUGCCACGGAAUCACACAAUGCUCAGUUGUCACCUGUAUCACAUAAAAGGAGCACCAGGAAGUGAUGUCAAGCGUGGUGCUUACUGUCAUUUCCUAUAUGUCUGUGCAUGCAUGCGAAGAGAUGUCCAAUGUCUUAUUUUCAUAUAAAUUUCAUUUGUUCAGGAA
Messenger RNA from Paramisgurnus dabryanus, 1318 nucleotides. It is a transcript of the gene uchl5, whose product is annotated as ubiquitin carboxyl-terminal hydrolase L5. Gene Ontology annotation, biological process: protein deubiquitination; ubiquitin-dependent protein catabolic process. NCBI's taxonomy places the organism in Eukaryota, Metazoa, Chordata, Actinopteri, Cypriniformes, Cobitidae. Gene Ontology annotation, cellular component: cytoplasm; Ino80 complex. Gene Ontology annotation, molecular function: cysteine-type deubiquitinase activity; proteasome binding. The record is from RefSeq and is a predicted model, not a curated record.